GGAAAUUUGUUGCUUUUGAGAUUGCGUGGUUUCUGAUGUUUAUUGUCUUCCUGUGUCCUCGGAACUGUGGCCUCCAUUCUCUGUAAUUGCUGUUGGGCAGGUGACCCCUGUGCAGAGUGCAGACUGGCUUUUUGUUUGGUUGUGUUGGACGGGCGUUUCCACUUGGCACAGGAUUACGUCCCAUCUCAGGUUACAGUGUUCAACUGUCGCCUUUCAGCCGCCUCCUGAUAGCAGUUAGACGGUGCUGAGCUUUUCUUUACUGCAUAUGAGAACGCAAAGUAAGCAGGUGGUCCUGCAUUGUAACACUGCUGUUCCGUCCAGCGCCACAUUAUACGGCGGCGUGAACCGGGAACCUAAGGAGCUGAAUCUGGUUCACAAUCUCCAAGUUCUGAUUCGAUGCAAAUCUUUGUGACUGUGCUUUGCAACGCUGUCUGAUUUGCUGAAUCCUUUGGGAUGGCUGCAGCUUGUGAAAAAGAGGAUCUGAUUCCAUUCAUUUUGGUUAGUUUUGGGACCAGUGCCUGUGGAUGCAGUGCUAGAAUCACGUGCUGACGUUUGCCGGAUGGCUUCCUAAACCAAGACCACCGUGGCGGAAGCUUCUUGUAAUGUUACAACAAGUCACUCAGGACAGUUUGAGGAUCACAGAAAAUCUCAGAAGAUAAUCAAUUUGGACUGGAGAUCAGUGAUGCAGGUGACUCGGUGUCAGAAGUGCCGAUUUUUAAGUGUAUUGCAAGGAAGGUAGUCAUGGCGAUGACUGGGCAGACCGCCUCUUACUCCAGCAUGAGCAAUCACACAAAGGAGCGGGUCACCAUUACAAAGGUCACUCUUGAAAACUUCUACAGUAACUUGAUUGCACAGCACGAAGAGAGAGAAAUGAGGCAGCGGAAGUUGGAAAAAGUAAUGGAAGAAGAAGGCCUGGGAGAUGAUGAGAAGAAGAUGAGAAGGUCCCAACAUGCCAGGAAGGAGACAGAGUUCUUACGACUCAAGAGGACCAGACUGGGGCUGGAUGAUUUUGAGUCCCUCAAGGUCAUAGGUCGAGGUGCAUUUGGGGAGGUGCGCCUUGUACAAAAGAAGGACACAGGCCACAUCUACGCCAUGAAGAUUUUGCGCAAAUCUGACAUGCUAGAAAAGGAGCAGGUGGGCCACAUUCGUGCAGAGCGGGACAUCCUAGUGGAAGCUGAUAGUCAGUGGGUGGUGAAAAUGUUCUACAGUUUUCAGGACAAACUCAACCUGUACCUAAUCAUGGAGUUCCUCCCAGGAGGCGAUAUGAUGACUCUGCUGAUGAAGAAGGACACGCUGAGUGAGGAGGAAACUCAGUUCUACAUUGCAGAGACAGUACUGGCCAUUGACUCUAUCCACCAGAUGGGCUUCAUCCACAGGGAUAUCAAACCAGACAAUCUCCUGCUCGACAGCAAGGGUCACGUUAAGCUGUCAGACUUUGGCUUGUGCACAGGACUGAAGAAGGCUCACAGAACAGAAUUCUACCGCAACCUCAGUCACAGUUUACCCAGUGAUUUCACUUUCCAGAACAUGAACUCUAAGCGAAAAGCAGAAACCUGGAAGAGGAACCGACGGCAGCUCGCCUUCUCCACUGUGGGGACCCCAGAUUACAUUGCACCCGAAGUAUUCAUGCAGACCGGUUACAACAAACUUUGCGACUGGUGGUCCCUUGGAGUCAUCAUGUAUGAGAUGCUGAUCGGCUACCCGCCUUUCUGUUCAGAGACCCCUCAGGAGACGUAUAAGAAAGUGAUGAACUGGAGGGAGACCCUCACAUUUCCACCAGAGGUUCCCAUUUCAGAGAAAGCCAAGGAUUUAAUUCUCAGGUUCUGCUGCGAGUCAGAGACCAGAAUUGGGGCCAAUGGAGUGGAAGAUGUGAAGAGCAACUUAUUCUUUGAAUGCGUUGACUGGGAGCACAUCAGGGAGAGGCCGGCAGCUAUCUCCAUUGAAAUAAAAAGUAUUGAUGAUACAUCGAACUUCGAUGAAUUCCCUGAUUCUGACAUCUUGCAGCCAGGAGUGUCACAGGCAGGGCUAGAAAGUAGUGGUAAGAAGUGUCUGUCCUCUAAGACAGUUGCAGUGAGUAACCAUUCGGAGGCAGACUACAAGAACAAGGACUGGGUCUUCAUCAACUAUACCUACAAACGAUUUGAAGGACUGACUGCCCGUGGAGCCAUUCCUUCCUACAUGAAGUCUGGGAAGUGAUGAACUUUGACCCCAAGGGCUAACAUCACUAGUGCCUAUUUUAUCUUAGCAACUCGAUUGGUCCGUUGGUGGAGCCUUACUGCCGAGGAUAGUGACAGUUGUGAAGGACUGAGAAAUUACUCAGAUUUUAUUCCUAAUAUCCAGAUAUCCAUUAUAAUCUCUUUUUGCUGGGCAGUAAAUGCCGAUAUUAGACUCCAUGCAGCCCAGGACCUCAGGCAGUAGCUGUCCGAAGAGGGCUCAGUGGGAUUCCUACAACACAAGGCUGGCAGGUCUCUGCUAGUCGCUAGCUGUGCUGCUCCUGCCUGAAUCUGCUCUGUCCAGUUCAGCUCCUAGUGGCCGAUUUAGACCAAACCUUUUACCAGCGAAUACAUCUACUGCGGCUGUUGAUGAGGCUUCCUUUGCUGUGUGUUCCCUGGUGGCUGAGGCGGGGGUGUACCUGUCCCUAUAAUUGGUCACAGGAGGGCCUGUAUAUUUGAGUGAUUAUCAGUGAACUGUCGGUGCUGUGUGGUCCUGCCUGCGGUCAGAGGGCAGUGUAAUGGGUUCAUGGUGCAUAGUGAUGUGCGAGAGGGGCAGAAAGCAGACCAGUGGUAGUCUGACAGAGAGAUAGUUGGCUGGUAUACAACUGCCCUACUGCUGCUCAUCGCUCUGUACUGUCCGUGCCGGCCCUUCCCAUUUCUGUUAAUGAUUAUCCACAGCUGAGCACACUGCAGACACCAAGGUACUGUCCACAUCAUGUGUUUUUAUCUGUAUUUGGAUGCAUUUAUUGAUUGGUUGGGUUCGUGAUGAACUCUGUGCUAAUGUCACCUUGAUUUCUAACUAUAUGCAGCUUUAUUAUUUUAUAGGGAGAGUGUUUGUGAUGGAUCUUGAUUGUAAAUACGGUUGUGUGUUUGUACUUGUAUAGAAUGAGAUAUUGGCCCUAUUGGCAUUGCUGUGGGUGAAGGUGGGUGAUUCCAGGCCUGGAUCUGUGCAGGUUUGUUUGAAGAUUCUCAUUUCUUUGAGUUUGUGUCAAUUAUUUCUAUGCAGUUUCUGCACCAUCUCCAGGGUAUAUAAUAGCAAGCUAAACAAGAGUUCCUGCCACUGAUAAUCCUUCUGGAAGAUAUCUCAUUUCCUUCCUUUGAUUUAUUUUGUUUGCUGUUUCCCAUCUUGCUUUGGUUGAACAUGCCGGUCAGUAUUACUUUGAAAUCUAGAACAUCCAUCACCUUGGAGAACUCUCGCCUGUUUUCAGCUGUCACUUCAGUAACCAUCCCUCUAUCUCUGUGUUGAGAGAGCAAAAGAGAAGGGCCCGAGAAGCUGGUACUUGUAGACCAGAUUGUUAUAAUGAGCAGCCAGUGAUUCUGGUGGGAUUGUGUCUGGCAGUAACUUGCUGAAGGUGUAUGCCCUUGCCCUGACUCCAGGCAAAUGUCAGAAUGGCUGUGUGAGCAAACUCACUGCUUCCUUCAAUUUUCCAACGUUCUUCCAGUGACCCAUACUCUAGGACAUGGCUGUGUUGGGAUUUGCACAUUAUUUUGUGUGAAAGUAAUUUUUGAAUGUUACAACGGGGCCUUAUUUAGAGAGGGAGCAACGUAACAUAAUUCUGCCCAUAAUCUUGUUGGUACAGGCUGCUGUCUGUCUGUGUCUCUCUCGCUCUCUUCCUCCUCCCCCCCCCCCCCCCCCCCC
Stegostoma tigrinum is the source of this 3852-nucleotide messenger RNA. RefSeq names its product serine/threonine-protein kinase 38. Lineage: Eukaryota; Metazoa; Chordata; Chondrichthyes; Orectolobiformes; Stegostomatidae. Gene Ontology annotation, molecular function: protein serine/threonine kinase activity; ATP binding. The coding region runs from base 742 to 2196 and encodes 484 amino acids. Gene Ontology annotation, biological process: intracellular signal transduction; peptidyl-serine phosphorylation. The transcript has 16 exons. The record is from RefSeq and is a predicted model, not a curated record.